GAAUGGCUGACGACGUCGAGGAAUCCGAAGUGUUCGAAAUAACUGAUUUUACAACAGCUUCGGAAUGGGAAAGGUUUAUUGCACGGCUGGAACAGAUUAUUCAUGACUGGAAACUGACGACGUAUGUCAGGGGACCCCCUCUCAAAAAGGGAGAGUUUUCCGCCGGAGAAUGGGAAGAGCAGUCGGAAUCCAUCAACUUUGCCACCGUGUGCUUCACGGUGACAGAGCACCGCCUCAAGCAAGCCGCACCGGCCGAAGGAACUCAACAAGAGGAGAGUGAGGAUGCUCUACCUCAGGCUAUGGAGGACAUGUUGCUGAUGGAGAAUGACUUCCCUCCACGGGCCCAUUGCAUCUGCAGAUGGUAUGGACUGCGCCAUUUUGUGGUAUUGACGCCGGUUGCCAACAGCGACGCAGUGCUGUCUGAGAGCAAGAUUAACCUGUUGCUCAGCUCCAUGGCGAUAGCUGUCAACAACACCAACUGCCUCCUGCCCAUCUUUGCCCAGAUCCAGCAGAAGUGGCGUCGGAUGUACACGGGCAUCUGCGAGGCACCAGGCGUGCGGACGACCUUUGACAUGGUACACCUCAAGCGGACCCCCCACCAGUACAGCCACAUGGAGGGACUGCUGAACAUCUUCAAGUCCAAACUUGCCACGCCCAUCUCCCCGUUCCCCCCGGUCAAGGCCUCCAUCAGAUUUACCUAUGUCCUGCACGAUUGGACACAGUAUGCCUGGUCCCUUCAGCCCCCUGACAUGGAUUCUCCCCUUGGGGAUGAAGUGGGCUAUCCCGGUUUCAAGGCACUCCCCUUUGGCGCAGUGGAAGAUCCCAUCAGUGAAUUGCACCUGUCGGCCACCUGGCCGUCUCAAGCUGAAAAUACCAUUGUUGACAACGACGUAUACUCUGACCUUGACCCGUCCCAAGCACCUCAGUGGUCUGUCCGACUACGCCUGACUGAGAAGCCCCAGUGCCUGCUUGGGGAGUACCUGAGUGCAUUUGCAGAGCUUGUGCACAACCGAGACUCCACAGACCAGCUGCUAGGAAAGCCUGCCUUUGAUGACAACGAUGACGAAACUUCAGAGCAGAUCAGCCAGGCUCUGCAGCGCCUCACCGACCCCGGGCGGGUUCAUCUCCCUACCCUCUCCUCGGUUGUCAGUCGGGCACGCACCAGGAUACGCUCCCGCCAGAGGCAGGUGGAGGCACCCAUAGCUGUCGACAUCCUGAACGAGCUUCUGGUGCAUCUGUUUCCGGAUGCAGCCAAUCAGGAUGAAGCUAGUGAGGGAGAUGAGGAAGGGGAGAAGGACGAUCCGACGGAAGCCAUGAAUGUCCAGCCAGAAGUCAAGGAGUGGUAUCGCCACUUCAAAUCCGGACCGGAAGACAGCAUCACCUACAAGUUGGCCGUAGCCAUGUGCGUGGUGAAUCACAGCCACGGGGGACUGAAGGCUGUGGCCCACCUCUGGCAGGAGUUUGUCCUGGAGAUGAGGUACCGCUGGGAGAACAUGUACCUGAUACCAGGACUUGCCUCAGGAAAUCCCAACAUGGGCUGUUGCCUACUGCAUCAGAAGUUGCAGAUGCUGAAUUGCUGCAUAUCCCGCAAGAAAGCCCGCGAGGAGCGUCAGAGCAUGAGCGGGACUGUUUGGGGGGAACAUGCGUCAAGCACGCGGGGUAGCUCAGAUCAGAAUACGGCUUCAGGGAGCCCAGGAACGGAUUCACCCAGCAACGAUAGGAGCAAUGGUGUCACUCCCUAUGCCUCGGCCACCCAGCUGGCCGGAGAGGACCAGGGCUUUGCCGAGAAGUUCCGAUCGGCCUCCAAGGGUUCCGUUGGGGAGGGGCGGUCUGUCAGGAGCGACAGCGAUAGUGAGGAGGAAUUCUUUGAGUGUGACGAGGACUCCUUCCCGGGGAGCCCUGACAAGGAUGGGCUCGAACCAGGCGCUGGGGAGACCGAAGCCAAAGACUCCAGAGGGGUAAACUUCCAAGUCGGAGAGGAAACGGAUGCCAAAGUUACAUCCCCUGAUGUUGGAAAUGAGUCGAGGUCACAAAAACCCAGUGGGAGGCUACGACCAUAUGGAGACUUGAAGCUCUUAAAUAAGGAUGAACUCCUGUAUAUUCCUGUUACACAGGACCCAGCUCCGAUGACUGAGGACAUGUUGGAAGAACAUGCUGAGGUCUUGGCCCAGCUAGGCACCUCGUCAGAGGGGGCUGAGCUUAGGGCCAAGAUGCAGAGUGCCUGCCUACUGUCUGACAUGCAAGCAUUCAAGGCUGCAAAUCCGGGCUGUGAACUGGAAGACUUUGUGAGGUGGUACUCACCCAGAGACUGGAUUGAGCAUGAAGAAGAUGAGGAUGAGGAGGGAGAUGAGGGGGAGGAGCCAAUGGAUGAUGGAGAGGGCGGGGCCAGGGAAGAAGGCGGAGCCAACAGGAGGAAAGUCAAGGGGAGUCUGAGUCAGAGGAUGAUGCUCCCUGGCAACACGUGGCAGGAGGUGUGGUCUCAAUCCAAGCCGGUCCCCGCCCACCUCCAGAAGCGGCUCUUUGACGACACCAAGGAGGCGGAGAAGGUCCUUCAUUUCCUGGCCUCCCUCCGGCCAGGCGAGGUGGUCCUCCAUCUUCUGCCCCUCAUCGUCCACGCCGCCCUGAGGAGGCUGGAGACAGCAGCUGUAGAGGAUGUUCCCUCUUUACAGCCACACUUCCCAGGACUUGUGAGCAAAGCCUCGCGAGUGACCAGAGCUCCAACCCAGGAGAUCAGAAAAUACGAAGAGUUAGUCAAGCAGAUUUCCCUCUUUGAGGAGGUCAUCGCCCGCUCCCUCUCCCUCAAAGCCAAGUUCCUCCCCCAGAGAGCGGACACAGAGGCCUCACGUCACGCCAGCGCCCUGCAGCAGUUUGUCAGCGAUCUCAUGGACAAGCCCGAGGUGCCCGUGAUCGGGGCAGGCAGGGGUCCCGUGGGACAGGCCAUACAUCAACUGUUUGGAGCCGCACAAAGGUCUGCUCACAUGCUUCCCGAGGUGGAAGCCGACUUGCAGGAUUCUCCAGGCAGGGUUAAGUACUCCCACACUCACAGCUCGGUGCCGGACUUCCCCCGGCCAGCUGGCCGGGAGUUCAUCUUCCGCGCGGUGGCACCCCGCCCUGCCCCCUACUCCCAGCCCACCCCACAGAGGAUGUACUGCGUGCUGGUGGAGGAGGAGUUUCGGCUGGCGGGAGCAUUCUCUCAGGACACCACCUUCCAGUGAUUGGGGGGGGGAAGGGCAUGAAGAUGGACGCUAAGAGGGGAAACCGGCCCACAUCUGAAAGUCUGCGAAGUGAGAAUGUUCCUAUUUCCACUCGAAUGCUUUUUUUAUGGAACUGAGUGUGUUCUUGCAAUAGGAAUUCCAGGGAUGCUGUUCUCGA
Molecule: messenger RNA, 3372 nt
Organism: Acanthaster planci (crown-of-thorns starfish)
Lineage: Eukaryota; Metazoa; Echinodermata; Asteroidea; Valvatida; Acanthasteridae
Gene: rab3gap1
Product: RAB3 GTPase activating protein catalytic subunit 1
Biological process (GO): positive regulation of GTPase activity
Molecular function (GO): GTPase activator activity
Source: RefSeq, a predicted model, not a curated record